Messenger RNA from Leishmania braziliensis MHOM/BR/75/M2904, 1533 nucleotides. RefSeq lists its product as hypothetical. The coding region runs from base 1 to 1533 and encodes 510 amino acids. The transcript has a single exon. The record is from RefSeq and is a predicted model, not a curated record. Gene Ontology annotation, cellular component: cytoplasm. NCBI's taxonomy places the organism in Eukaryota, Euglenozoa, Kinetoplastea, Trypanosomatida, Trypanosomatidae. Gene Ontology annotation, molecular function: 3'-5'-RNA exonuclease activity; RNA binding.
AUGGAUAUCACAAGGUUCAACCAAAUUGUGGCACUCCCUGACUUUGCACGUGAAGUGGAGAGGUGUGAGUUCUGCGCAAUCGAUCAGGAGAUGACGGGCGUCGAUGUACCUGGCAUUCCCACACAGUUCGGUGCCCCACCAGAGGCAGUGUACCACGCAAAGCGCAUCGCUGUAGAAACAUACAACGCCUUUCAAAUUGGCAUCGCCCUCUUCAGGAAAACUGAGAAUAACGUGUACGAGGUUCGUCCAUACAACUUUUACCUGCUCAACGACAGUGGGGACCUGCGCCUCGCCCUCCCGGCGGUUUCUUUUCUGGCAGCAAACCACAUGAAUUUUCAGAUGUGGCUCACCGCCGGGCUACCCUUCUGCAACGCACAAGAAGAACUCGACUACGAGAAGCAAAUAACGACUCUCUUCACCGACGAAGUCGAGCACGAAAUCAGCAAUGAUCUCGUCAAAGCAAUUGACGAGUGGAUCCCGACCGCCAGUGCACCGUUAGUCAAAGAGCUGUCCUGCUCGUUAAAUCUUGCACAGCGUCUUCAGGCCUUUCUAAGCCACCGCUACGACUCUCGUAUCGUUAUCAACUACGAUGGAAAACCAUAUCUUGCGCAGAAAAUAAAGUUCACUCUAACGAAGCUGAGCAAAGCCGAGUGGAUCAGCGAAAAGGAAAAAAGGCGCUUGCGAUGUGAGCGUGACCGUGCACGUCAGCUCGGCUUUCGGCAGUUUUGGAAAAUUCUUCUCAAGAGCAGGAAGCCGAUUGUGGGUCACAAUUUCAUGCAAGAUAUAAUGUUCAUGAUACACAUGCACGAAACGCCCCUUCCAGUGGAUUACCUGGAAUUCAAGAAGCUUCUGCAGCGUACGCUGCCUACUAUCUAUGAUACGAAAACGAUGGCCGCCAAGUUGAUGGGUGACAAUGCAUUCCAGGUCACGCACUUGGAGUCUUUGUAUCAAGAGUGUCGCCGGCGAGCCGGUCUCCUGACCGAUGAAUUUACACUACAGUACCGAUUGCCUCCUGGAUUCUACAACUACAAUGACUAUGCAGUAAAGCAGCAAAGCAAGGCACAUGAAGCAGCAUACGAUGCGUACAUGACUGGAAUUGCAUUCUUGUUGCUGCAUAAACUUUACCCUGACGCCUUCUCUGAAGUGAAAAAUGUCAUUUCUGCUUUUGGAAGUGCUUACCUUUUCUGCAUUGAUGAAAAUGACCAAGUUGCUAACAACAACACAUUCAUUCUGAAGUGUACUGUUCCCUGCUACACUGAAGAGAUCGAGGCACUCUUUUUUGCAAGCGAAGAUAUGGCAGCUCAAGCAGCAACAAAUGGAAAAGUUGAUAUAAGAAAGCUUUCCUAUCAAGUCAGCAGUGUUGCUGCAAGCGACCACAGCAAAAGGUGUAUAACUUUCUGUGUUCGGAUGAAGCAGAGUGUGGGAGUCAACGAUUUAAAUAGUCGCCUACAGUCGCUCCGGGACAAGGAAUUGUCUGACAGCACAAAUUUUAACCGUCUGUUGCUAGAUUGUAUCACUUUACAAAAGCUCUAA